This is a messenger RNA of Folsomia candida, 2947 nucleotides long. Its product is annotated as pair-rule protein odd-paired. The transcript has 5 exons. The coding region runs from base 1455 to 2852 and encodes 465 amino acids. The record is from RefSeq and is a predicted model, not a curated record. Gene Ontology annotation, cellular component: nucleus. NCBI's taxonomy places the organism in Eukaryota, Metazoa, Arthropoda, Collembola, Entomobryomorpha, Isotomidae.
UCGGGUUAUAUGUACACAUGGUCCGGUCAAGUCCAGUCUAAUCAUGACAAUAGCAAAUGAUAAGACAUGGUAGUGAUGACCUGCGAUGACAAUAGCGUCAGUGUGCCCACUCCUUUUUCUUUCUGGUCCACAUGUCUUGGUCUCCCAAUAAAUCCAGAUUUUGUUGGAAUUUCCUGGUUUUACUUUUAACAAACAAAAAGAGAUUGACGGAAUUGAAUGACACAUCAUUUUUCAUUACCACGGUUAAACAAACGUGGUCAUUCAUCUCAUUCCAAGUAGUCCCAAGAAAAUUAAGUAAAGAGUUGUCACUUUUUAUUUCCAAGUAUUUUGUCGUAUUUCUAUUUACACUGUGAUUAUUAGUUAAAUUUAAUUGCAGCAAUUAUCACUUAUCGUUACUUGCUCGACUGCUGGAGAGCAGAUGCGGGCGGACAGCAUAAGAACAUUGCAUGCAAAAAAAAUUGAAAAGGGAUUCAUGAGUUUACUAGUGCAACCGGAUGGAGUUCAUGUUUCUGGGAAGAACGUGGCAUAAUGGCAAUAAGUUUUAGCAGCUUUUUUUGUAUGUAUAUAUGGACACUUAUUGUGGGCUACGAAUCAUCAUGAUUAGCUGCGUCAUUAUUCCUGAGUCAUCCACCUUCUCUGAACUUGAGUGCGGGCACACAGACACAGAGAGAGAGAUGAGAUUUUUACAAUUCGCAAAAGCACACUUUUUAUUCGCGAGUCUCAUUCAUUGAUGGGAUUUACGGCACGACACAGUCCAGAGGUGCUGCUCGUACAUAUGCAGAGUUUACAUAGUUAUUGUCUGCCUGUGCGUCAUGUGUUGUUCAUCAUCAUCACAUUCAAAGGCAUGAAAUCUGUGACGAAGAGAUGAGACUGAAUUUGUGAUGUGAUUCAGGCUUUUUCUUGCGUGCAUUCCCUUUUGCCAGGUUUUUUUUACGAAAUGUGCAUCAUCUCCUCUCGCAAUCUCAUAAUAAUAAUCUCAUCUCCAGAAAUGGCUCUCUCUCAAUUUACUCUCCCAGCUCCGUCUCCAUUUCGUAAGAAUUGUUUAAGGAAGCGUUAAAUUGUUGUGGCCAGAAAGAUCCUGCUGAAUCUGUUAUUGAGAAUUUGAGACAAACUCAGUUGUAAUUUUUUCCAUAUUGACAACUUAAAUCAUGAUAAAUACUUGGCCUUGUUGUACUUUGCACCAGCAGCAGUCGUUAUAUUUUGUAAUGACGUUGUCGUAGCGUGCUGCUGGAGGUGAGGAGGCAGAAAGAGUUUCAUGCUCUCAUGCCACGCCGAACGCGGUAUAAAAUAUUGAGCAAGGAAGAGUUGCAUGGAAGCUAUUUAAUUGAAUAAGACCAUUUACACCGGAUACCCUGAGUUAUUCAUAGUCGGCGAAGCAUUCAUAAUUUUUUCUCCAUUCCGGAUGCCAUAACCUACGCCAACAUUUCCCAUGUCCACGUUCUGGCUCCCCAACCAUGAACCAUAAGCAAUCACCUCCCACUUCAGAGCAACCUGGUUCAAACACUGCAACCUCUCUUAAUGACAUGAGUACUACUGCUCUCCUCUUCCCAACCACCCCCACGACCGUACCCUCGCCCCGAAGUGGUACUAAUAACGGCAACAAGGAAGCCUCCUUCAAAUGCGAGCAUUGCGGGCGUGGCUUCCUUUUCAAGAAUAAUUUAAAGGCCCAUUUACGGACUCACACUAGGGAUCGUAAAUACACUUGUGAUCUCUGCCAAAAGUCUUUCAUCUACAAAGAGAGCUUAAAGAAUCAUAUGCUUCUUCAUUCAAACGAACUUCCCUACAACUGCGAUAUAUGCGGGAAAAAGUUCCGCGAUAGGUCUAAUCGUAGGAAACAUGUAAAAAAUGUGCACAAGUAUUUGCUCAAUCAACCCGCCGGGGGCGGCGGAGAUGCAAGUGGCGUUGCUACUCCGAGCGGAAGUGGGAGCGGAUCUACUACACCUGAUCAAGUAACUAAAACUAGGAGGAAACGGACACCAAAGGUGGAAGGAGGUGGAAGAAAGGGAAAGAUGAAUGAAACAAUUACUUCUUUAGAGGAUGAAAAUGCGUCCUCUUUAGGAUUUGAAAUGACAACGCAUAAGUUAUCCUCCAUCCAAUUACAUCAUCAUCAACACCACCGUUCGCUGGAUGUGGUUUCGUCAUCAACAAGUAAUCAUACCCAGACAAGCUCACACUAUAGUCAGAGCCACUACCAACAGCCACACCCACUUUUGCUUUCUUCACCUUCCCUACAAAGCAGUUUAGUGAAAAGAGAACCGGGCGAGGUGUGGCAUCCUACUCAAGUUCCACUCUAUUUACAAGAUGAUGGUGGUCAUCAUCAUUACCCACAUCAUCAUCCGCAGCAACACAGUAAUUACCCUGGAGGUAUUAGCAGUGGAGGUAUUAGUGGACAAUCUGACACAAAACCAGCUCUCUUGCCUCCUCCACAGGAUGACCAUUACACGUCAUAUAUGGAUCAGUAUCAUCAUCUUCACCAGCAGCAGCAGCAACAACAUCAGCACCACAACCCGCAGCAGUACAUUCAUCACCAAUACUGGAAUACUCAGGCAGCUUCCAGCGGGGGUCCUUAUUCCGGUAACAGCAACAGCAGCGCUGGUGCCCCACCGCCGUCGUAUCAUUUAUUAGGUACCGUUGCGCCAAGUACUAGGUCUCCUCCUGUCCUGGAAGGAUACUCAUCGUCAACACCCAGCCACCCACACGCCACGCCGACAGGGUCGUCGUUAGCUCAUGGGAACAAUCAGCCAACGCCACCCGUUACAACUGCUGCUACUACGACGAGCAACGGUGGUGCUAAUCCUCCACCCGUGUUUUUGUACAAGGACUUGUCACAGUUCGAUUUUAGCUAUUUGUAGUGUUUUUCUGAGUGUACUGUAUUCAAGUCUAAAUCAAUCACAAAUAGUCAAUUUCCACUCAACAAGGAGAAUAAGAAUGAUACUUAUUGUAUUUA